This is a messenger RNA of Amoebophrya sp. A120, 3506 nucleotides long. NCBI's taxonomy places the organism in Eukaryota, Dinophyceae, Syndiniales, Amoebophryaceae. The record is from the annotation of a GenBank genome assembly.
UCUGAAUUCUGACUGGAGUUGCAGCGAAGUAAAACCAAAAGUGUUCAACAAAAUGAGCGACGCCGGUCGAGGUGGAGUGCAACUACCGGAUAAGAAGCGUGACCCUGUUUGCGUUGAACGGGGCAAUUCUGGUGAAACGGUCCACGAGCCUGCUGAAACACAUGCUAGCAGCAGCAGCAGCAGCAAGCACAAGCAAUUCCCGAAUGGGGAGGUUGAACGGGAAGAAACGGAAAGCAAGAAGAACGGGAAGAAUAGUAAGUGCUUGAAGAACUACAAGAUGAAGAACGCCGCCAAGGAGAGCGGAGAAUCACGAGACCUGAGGGGAUAUCUGGAAAAUUAUUGCGAGGAGAUCAAGCGCUUAUCCUGAUGAAAAAAACGUUCUUGCCGGCACAAAUUUGUGUAGAUUUCCUUUUGCAUGACGGACGUCGAGUUCAGGUCACUGAAGGUACGUGACAUGAUGCAAAACAAAUUUGGUACUGCAAGUUAUUUUUUCGUCGUGAUUUCUUCUCGACGAACACUGGUAUGGCUGCCCGUGUGUAGGUGGACAUAUGGCGAAGAAUUUGACCAUCGAGAAGCUGCUCUACAAGCGUGAACUUCGAGGAUUUUCACUGGACUUGCGCAAGAAGAAAUUCAUCGAUGAUUCAAUCAAGCUUUCUGACUGGGAAUUUUUGUUUGGUCGCUCCAGCUUGUGCAAUUUAGAGCGCUUGGAUUUGGGAGGGUGCGGGUUGGAGAAUCUCGAAAAAACGAUCGAAGAAACGAGCGGGAUUCCAUUGUUAAGGAGCUGCGGCGAGAGCCGAUUGUGGUGGUUGAACCUAUCGGGAAACAAUCUGUCGAAUCUGAACUUUUUAAUCGGGGAGUGGCGGAGGUGUUUUGAGCCGUUUUCCCGGCUGGAGUUCUUGAUUCUCGACAACAAUCCGGCGUUAGACGAAACGGGCUUUGAGGAGGGUCUGAAGAGAGGACUGCAAGCAGUAAGAGGUUCGUUACUCUUCGUGUCGGUAAACCAAUUAUUUGGCUGCCACGACAUCGCCGAAUUGCGGAAGAAGAUGUUCAGGACGCUACCGAAAUUGUUGUGGUUCGACUACAGGGGCCAGAAGCAGUUGCCGAAAGAUGAGCGCGUAGUAGACGAAUCGAACAGAGAAGUAGAGGAAGGAAACGAAUCCACCGGGGAAGAAGAUUCCGAUUACCAUGAGAUUGACGAUUACGAGGAUUCAUCGGUGGAUGUGUCCUAUCCCGCGAGCAGUUUUUCCUAUUGCGACAUCAAUCGGUUACGGUUAAUGGGGUACAUCGGAAUGGUCAAAUUAUGGCGCUCGGGGGUCCGCAUCCCCGAGCACCUUCAAGAAUACUCGAACAAAAAAUAUGUUCGGGGGGAGCUUGAACCACUGCUCGGUGAUCGCGAUUGGUUCAAAGCAAGCGGCUGGCGGUUGCUGCGGGAAGUCGAAGAUUUCGGGUUGUUGUGGCCAUGGAGCCUGCGCGCGAAAGCGCAUUCCAACUUGCUUUACAUGGAAGAGCCGGCGGAGGUGCUCGAAGAGCUGAGGAUCUUAUCAAACUCAAAAGUGUGUUGCAUAUCUGCGUUUGCUGAAUUUGCGGUCGAUGUCAAGGUCAUGUAUAAAAAAAGUAAAAAAGAACUUAGCUCAGAUCGCACUGUUUUCCCAAUGAGUUGGAUAUGCACGUAUGAUAAUUGAAAGUGAAUACGGCGAAAACGUACGGAAACGCAGAUACCUGCAAUUGCAACACCUUUCUUGUCGCGAUACACUUUGUACCUUUCCAAUUUGUACGAGCUGGAGAAUCUAGACUUCUUGAUAAACCGCGGCAGUGAGAAGGCGUACAAGGGCCUGAAACUAGGGACAAAUCACGGUAACUGUGUUUGCCUGACAACUUCCAAGUUCCCAAAACUGCAGCGCCUCCUCCUCUUCAAUUGCCACCAGCUUACAUUUGCGCACAUGAGAAGAGGUCUCGAGGCCGUGAAGGACUCGCUGCAGGAACUGGAAAUUUGCGAUUACGAAAACGUCAAGGGCCAGCCACACCUACUCGGAUUUCGUGACAAGCUGCACAUGUACAACGAGUUCCGCGCCUUGUUUCCAAAGCUGACAGUUUGGAUACGAUACAACGACGACGACGACGACUUCUUGGACGACAACUUCGUGCUGCACCGCCUGCGUGGUGAAGAGAAAGAACGUGAUUUCAGAGAUCCGAAAGACGAGCGAUGGUUUCCGGGUUUUUUCUCCCAGCUGUCCAAGUCGACGGGAGGAGGACGAUCAGCAGUGAGCCGGCCGGCGGUCUCCUCCGCUGUCGCGGACAAGAACAAAGAGGUUGCGGCAGCGAAAAGACGGGCGAAGAAAUUGAGGAAGGAUGUGAAGGACGAGGGUGAUGUGUUUGACUUGGAGAAAUUAGCGAAGCACGGCUGGGAAUACAGCAAGAAGAUGGCCGAGGAAACGUUCUACAUCUACAAGAGAGACCCGGACAAGAAAGAGGUUUUGAAAGACGACCUACCGCCAAGGCCAAAAGGUCUCCUGUUGAAGGGAGAGGCUCUGAUGAAUUACACCACGUUGACGAAGACGGUAGAGGUGGAGGAGUGGAAGCACAAGGAGUGGACCGGUAUCCAUGAGUUUGUGUUAUUUUAUUAUUGGUUUUAUUUCGAUAUUCUUAUUUUUGGAUGGUCGUGAAAUUUUUCCUCAUGUUGUUCUUCUUUGUUGCUGUUGCUUGUACUUACUUACAGAAGGAUGUAUAGCAUCCACAUCAAAGCCACCAGGCACUUGAAAUUGCGACGUAAAUAAAACAGAGCAAACCUUUCGCAAGAAGGAGAAGCUGUUCAAAUUUCUCGGGCUCAACGUUUUGCAGCUGGUGAAGAAGGAGAGGCCCAUAAACAUUCGCGUCGACGAAAUCAAGGAGGGACAAAACAUCGGUGGAACUCUGCCGCUGAAGAGCAACGCCAUCAGCCCUCAGGUUUCAUCCACGGCCAGAAAACCCGAUUUCGCAGCUGCACACGGAGGACCAGGAGAUGUGAAGGACGCAGGGGACUUUUUUGAUGAGGAAGCGGGUUUUUCCAUAGCGCUAGGCGCCACUGGACACCACGGGGAGCAAGCAAAUCCGGGCCACAACAAGCGAAGUCGAAUUGGGGACGCUGGAAACGGUGAAGAGGAGUACAGCAGAAACAGAGGGAUGCAGGUAGGUUAGUCUAGUUAGGACUGUUCCUAGAACAAAGUACUGAAGACGAACUGCAAAAAGAGAAAAAAACACUGGCUGCUCAUGCAAAAAUGAUUUUCCGAUUCCGGGGUAUGAUGUUGACGAGACGCCCACAACAAAUACUUAAUCAUGAUAAAUAUCCACUAACAAUACAGGGUGACCACGCCGCCACUAUGGAAACGAGUCGACUGCAGGUUCCUUCAUCCCCCAAGCGAGAUGCGGCGUCUCAUGCGGCAAAGAGGCGAGCCGUUGCCGGAUUGGAGGCUGCAGGCGAAGCGCCCAAGGAAGAAGGAAGGGAUGACACGUUUUUGGAGCUGGUGUAA